Molecule: messenger RNA, 717 nt
Organism: Heterotrigona itama
Lineage: Eukaryota; Metazoa; Arthropoda; Insecta; Hymenoptera; Apidae
Source: the annotation of a GenBank genome assembly
AUGGAGGAAUCUGGUAUCGAUAUGGGCUUCGAUCUGGCAGCGAUUACCACCGAUUUGGAGCAUCGCGAAGCGGACCUCUGCAGUCGUCUAUGCCAUGAGAAGCAAAAUGGAAUAAUCGGUAUCGAUGAAUCGGCCUGCGGCAAUAAACAAGCUAAUGGACACAGAAACAACGACGACGAUUGGGAACAGGCCCUGUCGUUUCUAUCGACACCGCUGCAAGACAUCAUGUGCUAUGAAUUAAAGAGCCGAGCGCCGAACACUGGCAGGUACGUUGCUACGAACUUACGAACACGGCACACAGUUAGCAAAGUUAAACCGUGUUAUACGGGUCAAGGUGCAAUUCGUUUCUUAAUCCGAGCAAUUUCCCGAUGUCAAUUCUCCGUUACUCUCGCAAUUCUUAAAGUUACAUUCUUUACUCGUGUCCGUCAUCUGUGCGCUCGUUAUUUCGCUUCGGCUCGAGUCGGCCGGGCUCGUCGCACGUCGGGUCGAUUCGGCUCGCGUUCGACUCAAUUCGUCAUGUCUAUUUACCGCCGCUCUCGCACUUUCGAUCUCGAUAUCGAUCUUCGAAGAAGAGAGAUCUCUCGAUUCCGGAGCAGUCCAUGUUUCGUAAAAUCAAUUCCUCCGUCCGGAAUUUCAUCUCGUGGUUCAGGUAUCUAUUAAUACUCAUCAGUUGACAGUUUGAAAAAAGUUAAGAGAAAUGCGUUGAUUCACCGCUAG